CUUGAACAGCACGCAAGAAUGGAGGCGGAAAGAGCUGGAGCGUGUCUCCCCCUCCCCUACCAGGCGACCAAAUCCAUGUGCGUGCUGCUCCUCGCUGCUGCUUCCAUGCUGAGCAGCAGCCAUACCACCACCGCCGCCGCACAUGGUGCUGCUUCUGCUACUGCCUCUCCUCCACCAGCGGCGUUGCUGAUCGCCACGGCCGACGACCAGCAGGCUCUGCUCGCCUUCAAGGACCUCGUCACCGGCGACCCUCACGGGGUGCUGACCUCAUGGACCGCCGCUGGCAACACGACCGCCGGCGUCUGCAGCUGGAGAGGCGUGGGGUGCCGCUCCCGCCGGCGGCGCCCUGGCCGCGUCACCUCGCUGGAGCUGGCGUCCGCCAACCUGACCUUCACCGUCUCGCCUUUCCUCGCCAACCUGACGUUCCUCGGCACGCUCAACCUCUCGCACAACUUCCUGUCGGGCAACAUCCCCCGGGAGCUCGGCUUCUUGCCCCGCCUCUCGUACCUGGACCUCCGGCACAACUCCCUGCAGGGCGUGGUUCCAGGAUCCCUCGCCGGCGCCUCCAGGCUCCUGGUCCUGCAGCUGGAGUACAACAGCCUCGUGGGCGAGAUCCCAGCCAACCUGAGCCACCUGCAGAGGCUGGAGGUCCUGGACGUCGGCUCCAACCAGCUCUCCGGUGCGAUCCCGCAGUCGCUCGGCUCGCUCUCGAGGCUCACGUACCUGGGGCUGUACCUGAACAAUCUCUCAGGAAGUGUUCCGGCGUCUCUCGAGUACGGAAUGGACGGCGAUGUCUCCAUCCAAGGCGACCUGUACAGCUAUGGCGUCCUCCUGCUCGAGAUGUUCACGGGGAAGCGGCCGACGGAUGCCUCGUUCCAGGGAGGCCGGACUCUGCAGAGCUACGUCGCGUCCUGCUACCCGGACAAGGUACUGGAGGUAGCCGACCCUGGCCUACGGCAUCAGCUGGGCAACGGGUGUUUGAGCGGAGGGGACGUUUGUUGCGACGAGAUCGACGCCGAAAAGCUGCGCAGGUGCAUGGCGUCGGUAUUUCGAGUCGGCUUGCAAUGCUCCCAGGAACCACCCAGAGCGAGAAUGCAUGUCGGGACUGCCAUCAAAGAACUCGAGGCGGUCAAGGAUGCCCUGCUAAACGACUGAGUCUGGAUAGAAUCUCUCGGCAACAGAAACACAAUAAAACCUGACAGAAAAAAAUUGACGGUUAGUGAAUAAGUUUUAGGGACAACAUCUUCAUUUCUUCUAAAGCGGUAGCAAACAUAUUGUUUUCAGAUUAUCUGCUUUGACUUCGGCAACGUGCUUCGUCUGAGCGCUUGAACUGAAUCUUCUUCCACUUUCCUAUUUACCUGUAUUGAUACAUAUAAAUUAGUUGCUCCUGAAAUAGAUUGUGAAAUGGCUAAUACCAGUUAGUUUUGAGGACCUUCGAUAAAGACAUUCCUUCAAC
Zea mays is the source of this 1456-nucleotide messenger RNA. RefSeq lists its product as uncharacterized. The record is from RefSeq and is marked provisional. NCBI's taxonomy places the organism in Eukaryota, Viridiplantae, Streptophyta, Magnoliopsida, Poales, Poaceae. The transcript is spliced from 2 exons. Bases 19 to 1155 code for a protein of 378 amino acids. Gene Ontology annotation, molecular function: protein binding.